This is a messenger RNA of Mandrillus leucophaeus (drill), 2190 nucleotides long. RefSeq names its product Yes-associated protein 1 (gene YAP1). Gene Ontology annotation, biological process: hippo signaling; positive regulation of transcription by RNA polymerase II. The record is from RefSeq and is a predicted model, not a curated record. Gene Ontology annotation, molecular function: protein binding; transcription corepressor activity; transcription coactivator activity. The transcript is spliced from 9 exons. Gene Ontology annotation, cellular component: cytoplasm; nucleus. Bases 523 to 1503 code for a protein of 326 amino acids. NCBI's taxonomy places the organism in Eukaryota, Metazoa, Chordata, Mammalia, Primates, Cercopithecidae.
AAGAACUUGCUUCAGGCUAAACUUCAGCAUAGGAACUUUGCCCAAAAGUUAAUAGGUUUUCCAAAUACUGCAAUGUAGUUAGCCUACUCGGGCUGUAACUUGAGUGGAAAGAAGAGUUGCCGCCCCCACUCCCAUUCUCUCUCCUAUUUGCAGGCCUGUUGUAUAUUCUUCUGUCAGAGACCACAGGGUUUUGGAACUCAGAAAAACUCACUUAACCUGAUGACAAAAACCCGGGUUAAGGAGGAGGAAGGAAGGAAAAACAAUUUAGCUGCUUGCCUAAACAGUUCAAUUUGUCAGAAAUAGACUUAGGCCAGUACUGAUGCAGGCACUGCAGGAGCCCUGACUCCACAGCAUGUUCGAGCUCAUUCCUCUCCAGCUUCUCUGCAGUUGGGAGCUGUUUCUCCUGGGACACUGACCCCCACUGGAGUAGUCUCUGGUCCAGCAGCUACACCCACAGCUCAGCAUCUUCGACAGUCUUCUUUUGAGAUACCUGAUGAUGUACCUCUGCCAGCAGGUUGGGAGAUGGCAAAGACAUCUUCUGGUCAGAGAUACUUCUUAAAUCACAUCGAUCAGACAACAACAUGGCAGGACCCCAGGAAGGCCAUGCUGUCCCAGAUGAACGUUACAGCCCCCACCAGUCCACCAGUGCAGCAGAAUAUGAUGAACUCGGCCUCAGGUCCUCUUCCUGAUGGAUGGGAACAAGCCAUGACUCAGGAUGGAGAAAUUUACUAUAUAAACCAUAAGAACAAGACCACCUCUUGGCUAGACCCAAGGCUUGACCCUCGUUUUGCCAUGAACCAGAGAAUCAGUCAAAGUGCUCCAGUGAAACAACCACCACCCCUGGCUCCCCAGAGCCCACAGGGAGGCGUCAUGGGUGGCAGCAACUCCAACCAGCAGCAACAGAUGCGACUGCAGCAACUCCAGAUGGAGAAGGAGAGACUGCGGCUGAAACAACAAGAACUGCUUCGGCAGGCAAUGCGGAAUAUCAAUCCCAGCACAGCAAAUUCUCCAAAAUGUCAGGAAUUAGCACUGCGUAGCCAGUUACCAACACUGGAGCAGGAUGGUGGGACUCAAAAUCCAGUGUCUUCUCCCGGGAUGUCUCAGGAAUUGAGAACAAUGACGACCAAUAGUUCAGAUCCUUUCCUUAACAGUGGCACCUAUCACUCUCGAGAUGAGAGUACAGACAGUGGACUAAGCAUGAGCAGCUACAGUGUCCCUCGCACCCCAGAUGACUUCCUGAACAGCGUUGAUGAGAUGGAUACAGGUGAUACUAUCAACCAAAGCACCCUGCCCUCACAGCAGAACCGUUUCCCAGACUACCUUGAAGCCAUUCCUGGGACAAAUGUGGACCUUGGAACACUGGAAGGAGAUGGAAUGAACAUAGAAGGAGAGGAGUUGAUGCCAAGUCUGCAGGAAGCUUUGAGUUCUGACAUCCUUAAUGACAUGGAGUCUGUUUUGGCUGCCACCAAGCUAGAUAAAGAAAGCUUUCUUACAUGGUUAUAGAGCCCUCAGGCAGACUGAAUUCUAAAUCUGUGAAGGAUCUAAGGAGACAUACGCACCUGAAAUUUCCAUAAGCCAGUUGCAGUUUUCUGGCUAAUACAGAAAAAGAUGAACAAACGUCCAGCAAGAUACUUUAAUCCUCUAUUUUGCUCUUCCUUGUCCAUUGCUGCUGUUAAUAUAUUGCUGACCUCUUUCACAGUUGGCUCUAAAGAAUCAAAAAAAAGAAAAAAACUUUUUGUUUCUUUUGCUAUUAUAACUACUGUUCAUUUUGGGGGCUGGGGGAAGUGAGCCUGUUUGGAUGAUGGAUGCCAUUCCUUUUGCCCAGUUAAAUGUUCACCAGUCAUUUUAACUAAAUACUCAGACUUAGAAGUCAGAUGCUUUAUGUCACAGCAUUUAGUUUGCUCACCAGUUGUUUCUUCAGCUGCCUUUGGCCAGUGGAAAAACAUGAUUUACUGGUCUGACAAGCCAAAAAUGUUCUAUCUGAUAUUAAAUACUUAAUGCUGAUUUGAAGAGAUAGCUGAAACCAAGGCUGAAGCCUGUUUUACUUUCAGUAUUUUCCUUUCCUCCUAGUGCUAUCAUUAGUCACAUAGUGACCUUGAUUUUAUUUUAGGAGCUUAUAAGGCAUGAGACAAUUUCCAUAGAAAUAUAUUAAUUAUUGCCACAUACUCUAGUAUAGAUUUUGGUGGAUAA